GAGACAGAAGACGACAAGAGCAAGAAUGCUUUAUUGUGUGAGAUUUCAUUUCCUCUCCAGUACUUAACUGACUGACAUAACUGGAAACAGACUAAUUACAUGCCAGUCCUCUCAUUUCAUCUCUCUGCAGCAUUGUCAGGAAGCUUAGAGUUGCUGUUAGAAUGGAUAUAUGGGAGACCAUCUGGAGCAGGUGCCAGCCAAUCAAAGAUCAGAAAUAUGUUUUUAACACUUUACUUGAUACAUUUUCAUGCACUGGUAUGACUAAAUUAAAAGCAAGAUAUUAAGAAUUUAAGGAUUAUUGGUUUUAUUUUCAUUCUGAUCUGACAGGCAUUUCAACUUUAAAGGACCUUGGGAUGGCAGCAUGUGAAUUGUGACUACUGCCUAAGUAUUAAGCAUUUCAUUGAAUUCGGUCAAGCCAGACUCGCUUUGGUUAUUUGCCUUCUGGGUCUUACAUCCUCAGACUAACUAUUUUGUGAGUUUUGGAUAUCUCUUUUUGAAUAUGACUGCAAUGCAAAAAUUCCUGAAGUUGCAGGUGAGUGCAGUAAAUCUAGUGAAGCCACAAGCUCCUGAGGAAGCCAAGAGUCCUGUGUUGGCACCAGAUGGGAGCCCACAAACAUGGUACAAUGCAGUGCAAGUCGAUGAACUUCGUCUUUUAAAGUCAUCCCCAUCACCAUCAUCAUCUGACCAGGAGCAAAAAACAGAGGACGGUACAGAUAAUGUCCAGAUACACCCUUUACGACAUGAUGAUUUGAAGGAGAUGCUGGAUGGAAAUAAGGAUUCUCUGAAACUGGAGGCAAUGAAGAGGAUUGUUGCUAUGAUAGCUAGAGGCAAAAAUGCAUCAGACCUGUUUCCAGCUGUUGUCAAGAAUGUUGCCUGUAAGAAUUUAGAGGUGAAAAAGCUGGUAUAUGUGUAUUUGGUUCGAUAUGCAGAAGAACAGCAAGACCUGGCCCUGCUCUCAAUCUCAACAUUCCAAAGAGGAUUAAAGGAUCCCAACCAGCUGAUACGAGCCAGCGCUUUACGUGUACUUUCCAGUAUUCGAGUAACGAUCAUUGUCCCCAUUAUGAUGCUUGCAAUCAAAGAAGCAGCUUCAGACAUGUCACCCUAUGUCAGAAAGACAGCAGCUCACGCUAUCCCCAAACUAUACAGCUUGGAUCCAGACCAGAAAGAUCAGCUAAUUGAGGUUAUUGAAAAGCUACUGUCAGACAAAACAACGCUGGUAGCUGGCAGUGUGGUGAUGGCAUUUGAAGAGGUAUGCCCUGAGAGGAUCGACUUGAUCCAUAAGAACUACCGCAAGUUGUGCAAUCUUCUGAUUGAUGUGGAAGAGUGGGGGCAAGUGGUCAUUAUUAACAUGCUCACCCGCUAUGCCAGGACGCAGUUCUUGAAUCCUAAUCAGAAUGAGUCUCUUCUAGAAGAAAAUACUGAAAAGGAGUUCUAUGGCUCAGAUGAGGAAGAUUCAAAAGGAGAAAAGGAAGAGAGCGCCUCACUAGUGAAGAGGAAACCAUAUGUGAUGGACCCAGAUCACCGCCUGCUUUUACGUAAUACAAAGCCUCUGCUGCAGAGCAGAAAUGCUGCUGUUGUAAUGGCUGUGGCACAGCUUUACUUUCACCUAGCACCCAAGGCAGAAGUGGGAGUCAUUGCCAAGGCACUGGUUCGCCUCCUGAGGAGUCAUAGUGAGGUGCAGUAUGUGGUGUUACAGAAUGUGGCAACAAUGACCAUCAAACGGAGGGGAAUGUUUGAGCCACAUCUGAAAAGCUUCUACAUCAGGUCAACUGACCCAACUCAAAUCAAAGUGCUGAAGCUUGAAGUACUGACCAAUCUGGCAAAUGAAACCAAUAUUUCUAUCAUACUGCGAGAGUUCCAGACCUAUAUACGGAGUGUGGACAAAGACUUUGUGGCAGCUACAAUACAAGCCAUUGGACGGUGUGCUACAAAUAUUGGUGAGGUCCGUGACACCUGUCUGAAUGGAUUAGUCCAGCUACUGUCUAACCGUGAUGAACUGGUGGUGGCAGAAUCUGUUGUGGUCAUUAAGAAGCUGUUACAGAUGCAGCCAUCGCAACAUAGUGACAUCAUUAAGCACAUGGCCAAACUCAUCGAUAACAUCCAGGUACCCAUGGCUCGAGCAAGCAUUCUUUGGCUAAUUGGGGAGUAUUGUGAGCAUGUACCAAAGAUUGCUCCAGAUGUUUUGCGUAAGAUGGCAAAAUCUUUUACAAAUGAGGAAGACAUUGUAAAGCUACAGAUCACAAAUCUAGCAGCCAAAUUGUACUUAACCAACCACAAGCAGACCAAGCUACUAGCUCAGUACGUUUUGAAUCUUGCUAAGUAUGACCAGAACUAUGAUAUCCGUGACCGUGCUCGCUUCAUUCGCCAGCUGAUAAUCCCAACGGAGAAGAGUGGUGUCCUCAGCAAGUAUGCACGCAAGCUGUUCCUGGCACAGAAACCAGCUCCAGUGUUAGAAUCCCCAUUUAAAGAUCGUGAUCAUUUUCAACUUGGCUCACUGUCACAUCUCCUGAAUGCAAAGGCUAGUGGAUACCAGGAACUUCCAAACUGGCCAGAAGUAGCCCCAGACCCAUCUGUGAGAAACGUGGAGGAGGAAGUUUUCUCAUCUGAAGAAGGACGCAUUGGAUUACUAGGAGAAUGGCGACAGAUACCUGAGUGGACAAAGUGUAGCGCAAGAGAAAAGAGGAAAGAAAAAGCAGAAAAGCCAUUUUAUUCUGAUUCAGAAGGCGAGUCUGGACGUACAGAAUCUGCAGACAGUGAAACAGAGUCAGGAAGUGAGUCAGAAAGUGGCAGUGGCAGUAAGAGUGAGUCUGGCUCUGAAAGUGAAGAGGAAGAAGAAGAUGAAGAAGAAGAGGAGGAAGAGUGUGAAGGUGAACCAGAAUCCAAGAAGGGUCAGAAGACAAAAGGAAGUAAAUCCAAAAUCCAGCAACGAAUUCUCGAGAGUGCAGAAAGUGGGCAAAGUGAAACAGAGGAACACACGAAAGUGAAGAAAAAAGAGGUGAAGCAGAGUUCAGAGUCCUCGUCAGAAGAAGAGAGUCCCUCAGAAGAAAGUUCUUCCGAGUCUGAAUCAUCUGAGGAGGAAGAGGAAUCUAAAUCAGACAAUGAGAAGAAAAAAAAUAAAAAGCCUUCAAGUCCUAAACCAGUGGCAAAAUCAACAGCAAAGGAUUCAGAACAUAUCUCUCUGCUUGAUCUCGAUGAUUUUUCUAGCCCUGCAACAAAACCUACUUCUUCUGCCAGCUAUACGUCAAUAAGUCUGGUGACAGACUUGGAAGGUUUGAGCUUGAAUGAUUCCUUGCUGACUCCAACAGCAGUCAGUCCAACCUUCAGCAAUAUGAAAAUGUAUGAACUUUUGCAUCGAAUCACAGGGGAAGGACUCUCAGUUGAGUAUUGUUUCAAUCGGCAGCCGUUCACAUCUGAUCCACAGAUGGUGGCAGUCCAGAUCCAAUUCACAAACAAUACAGGCACAGAAGUGAAAAACCUCCACAUUAGUGAACCAAAGCUACAGUCUGGAAUGAGAAUUCAUCCAUUCCAAGAGAUAGAGUCUUUAACACCUGGUGAAACAGUAACAGUCACUAUGGGCAUUGACUUUUGUGACUCAACACAAGCUGCAAAUUUCCAGCUCUGUACACAUACUCGUAAGUUCUAUGUGUCGAUCCAGCCUCCAGUAGGAGAACUCACAGCUCCCAUGUUUAUGAGUGAGAAUGAGUUCAAGAAAGAACAAGGAAAACUGACAGGGAUGAGUGAAAUCACAGAAAAGCUGACUUUGCCACCUACAUGCCAGAAUGAUCAUGUGCUUGUCCAGAGAGUAACAUCUGCAGCUAACCUCAGCCGGGUUCCUUGUGGAGCAGAUAAUGAAUACAGGUUUGCUGGCAGAACUGUGAGCAGUAGCAGUUUGGUGCUUGUUACACUGCUGAUCAAAAAUGGAGGAGCAUCACAACUGACAAUCAACAGUGAGAAAAUGGUCAUUGGUACCAUGAUGGUGAAGGACAUUAUUCAGGCCUUGACACACUGAAGACAUCUGUAUUCAAGCUAACCUAAAUAAACAUCUCAUCUGUCUGUAAACAACGUAAUGCCAGUGCUUACUCCACCUUUUUGUUCCAUGUACCGCUCAUAUUAUAGCUUUCAUAAUGGAUUCACCCCUCCAACCUACUCUCAACAUUUCCAGCUCCCACUCAGGCAGGAAUGUGAAUGCUAGACAAAUGUACAGAACAGGAUAUAGCCAAGAAACAUCUUUCUUUUAUGUUAAUGUAACUUGUAAUAGAUAACCAGUGCACGGCUAAAUGCCAAAUUAUGCUGAAUACAAAAGAGUUGCAUAAUUUGUAUUGUAGGUGAACACCUGUUUCAGGACAGGUAAACAUGCAGUCAAAAGAUUGGGUCAGAUUUGGUUACAGGGAGAUCCCAUUUAUGUAGCGUGUCAACUACCUGUAAAAUAACAUUAUUGCCACCACUGACAGAAAUACUCCCGUGCACAGACAUUUACUUUGCUCAUUGACAAACUUGUCUGUUUUGGAGAACUUUGUUAAAAAGGACUCCACUGACUGCUCCAGAUACCCCCCAAUCUUUCGGAACAGUCAGUAUCAGCCCUUCCAGAAGGCUGGAACAACAUUGCUGUGGAUCAGCUGCAUAUUUCAAUAGACUGAAUCUCCCCUCUGGAAGUUACUAAAUUGUAGCCAUAGAUGGAACUGUAAGAUGUUAUGUUUUGUUUUGUUUUGUUUUUUUUUUUUGCCAACAACAACUUCCUCUUUGUUCAAUUUUUCAUCUACUCUUUCUUGGUAGUGUUCCAUGGGUGCCUUCUUUGGUAUUCUUCUUGGGCUAUUCUCUACAGUGGGCCCUGUAGGGAUUUUAAUUUCCACCUUAGUUGAAGUGUUUGCUACAAAGAAAUAUACCAAAGUCAGAAGGCAGAGGAAAGUGGUGAGGAGGAUACAGAACACUGCAGAAUUUUGUGGACAUAGUGACUGAAAACUGCUGGUGUAUAGCAACUGCCAUCUUCCAACAAUGUGUACUAUGUCCUCAACUCCACAACAAACUAUAAGCAGUUGUCAUUUGUGCAACACGCAACAAUGAUACAAGCAGUGUGUCAGGAAACUUUAAAUUCAGUAGCAGCAGACAGUCCUUCAACUUAAAAUAUGAUUGCAGUUAUUAUGGCCUUAUUUAAAACCAGUUGUUAAUUUGCAUGCCACCACUGCAAAAUAAGACACAUUUUUGUCAUAAUUAUAGCCAAGUAUAUGUGUGUGCAUGUGUGUGUGUAUAUAUAUAUAUAUAUAUAGAGAGAGAGAGAGAGAGAGAUACAAGGAUAGAUAGAGAUCACCUAAAAUAAACUUAUUAAGUAACUGUUCCUCCUCAAACUCUCUGUCUUACAAGAAAUAAUCUUGAACAUUGAAAAAGUCAUAAAUUAUGUAUUUGCUAUGUUGGACAGAGACCAGCAAAAUAAAUUCUCCUCUGUAAUUAAAAGUAGUUUAGGAACAACAGCUAAAACAUUCGCUCCUCUUUGCAAACUCAACCAAAAUAGCCCAGCCUUUCGUUUAGGGAGGACAUCUGUUGAUUAGCAACAGUCUGAUUGAAGGAAAAGCCCCUUGCAGGAGUUGUUACAUUAGGAUUACAACUAAACUGGAAGACAGAAAAGUUGAAAUAAUGUCUAAGUCAUGGAUAGAUGAAUUGAGGUGAGUCUUGACAAAGUAGACAUCUUUACAUAGGAUGCAUAUAUCCCUUACCUGUUCUGUGAAAGAGCAACCAAGAUAAGUAGAAUAAAGCAACUCCAGGAGAGCUGACUUGCACAAAAUUAAGAAAAAGGAGACUCAUUGUUAUCUCACGCAUUUUAUCUGUUUGCACUUUACUGAAGUAAUGCUGCCUCAGAGGUUAUAAUAAAUAUGAGAAUGUAGAAGGCAUGGGGGGGCAAGGCUGUUUGUUGUUAAAAUGCCCCUGCCAUACUGAAGUAAUUGAUCAUAUAUAUGUUAACAUUCCUGUUGCUGCAAACCAAAACAGCUGCAACAGCCUUUGUUAAAAAAUUAAAUGAAUACACAUGUAGCUAAUCUGCAUGGCAGCUGACACAUUUGAUGUUAGUAUCUGAAUCACAGCAAGUGAGAUCAGGAUUAGUUACCAGGGCUGUGCCUGCAAAUGGUGUAUUUUGAUCACUGUACUACCCCAGUAAACAAACAAAAUAGAUAAUAACCAACAAUAUGCAUUAUUUAUUCUGGAUUUGGCAUAAUAAAUUUUAUUACUAUGUGGUUAAUGGAAAUUCAUACUCUUGGUGUAACUUAUACUUCUAUUACAGUGUAAAAUACUACCUCUGGAUGUAAAAUUGUAAACUCUUUGCCAAAUAAUGUUUGAAAAUAGACACAAAGCUUUACUUCGCAACACAAUUUCAUGAUGGGUCUGAGGUUAUUGCAUGUAACUCUUAAAUAUUAAAACAUAUUAACAUAUAUCACUCUCAGUUUUUUUCUUUCUUUGCCUCCACUGUCUAGAGUUUCCUCCUCUCCAAUCAGCCCGUUUGUUCCCAUCACAGGAACAAGGGUCAACCAGAGUCUCCUCCUCUCCAAUCAGCGAAUUCGUUCCCUAUCACGGGAAGAAGGGUCAACAAGAGUCCCCUCCACUCUAGUCAGCCCAUUCAUUAACUAUCACAGAAGAAGGGUCAACAAGAGUCUCCUCCUCUCCAAUCAGCCCAUUCGUCCCCCAUCACAGGAAGAAGGGUCGACCAGAGUCUCCUCCUCUCCAAUCAGCCCCUUCAUUCCCCAUCACAGGAAUAAGGGUCAACCAGAAGGGGCCAUAUUUAGACAGCCAUAAAAGGUGGUUUGAGAGUUUUCUUCUUUAAGCCCUAACACUUCUCAUGAAAGCAUGGCUAGUAGAGCUGAAGGGGGCAUGCAGUGGCCUAUCUGUGCUGGUCAUCCCCUUCUUCUGGAAGCGACAUCACAUUCAAGCAGUUCCAUCCCCUUCCCUCAAGCAGAAGUAGCAGUUUCCCAAUCUCCACAAGAGAAAUCACACCAUCUCCAUGUGUUACCUAAAUAUCUACAAUCCUCUCCACCUCCCAAGAAAGAUGAUCAUAUCUCUUCAUUCCUCAACCUCCCUACCUGGCUCCUCCAACUCUGGGGCUGCUAUUCAAACCCUGGUCACCUGGGUCACAGUAAGCACUCUAUCUCUCUGCACCAUGGAGCCAGGCAUGUAUUUCUCCUUGGGUGAUUCACAAUGCAAAUAUAAGAAGUCCUGCUUUUUGAAUGCAUGUUUACAGCCAUAAACAUGGUCUCAUUGGCAAAAUAAAUUUAUUAUUAACUCAGCAAAAGCACUAGAUUUUUUUUUUUUGAAAUUUCACUUGAAUAUGCAUUUUAGGUAAAGGCAAUGUAGGAUGUUCCAUAAAGAUUAUGUCUGCUUCAUUAGGGGAAAAAAAGGAGAAGAGGUCUGUGACUGUUCUGGAGCAUGUAUUUGAACUACUCACUGCUGUACACACGUAAAGAAAAAUGAAUACUGUAUUAAUUUUCGUUUUAAUUUUGCUUACAAAUUCAUGAUUUUUUUAAAACACACCUAUUUUGUUCCUGUAGUAGGCGGAACAUUCUGCAAUAUAUUCUGCUGAAUAUUAAAAAAGUAACGUAUACAUUGUGAAGCAGAUACUGUGCCACUAGCACAACAGGUAGCACACUCAGCAGGCUAUGGGUUCUAUUCUCAAUCCAGGUGUUUGAAUAGUUGACGCUGCAGAGCAGUAUUUAUUGGAGUGCUGUAUUCCUGAAUGUGUCAUCCUUCAGAUGAGAUGUUAAACCAAAGCCUCAUCUGCUUGAAUCCGUGGUAGCUCUGGUGGAUGUAAAAGAUUGUGAGGCACCUAUCAGAAAAUGUAGGGGAAGUUCCCUGAGGCCCUGGACACAUACCCCCAAGUAUUAAAAAUAGCACCUUGGCUCUCCCCUGAAAAGAGGCCUCUAGCCUAGUGGGUCUAAUCUAGUCAACAAAAGAUAAAUAAAAUAUUUACUUUCAGUGUAAAUGACUUACUCUGGUAUAAGGUGGUUUUGUGGAUUGGCUUUAAACCAGAGUGACUGAAAGUAAAUCUUUUAAAAGCUAACCACAGUUGGAUAAUGAUAAUUGCACCUGAACUGUUGUAACAAAAUCAGUCUGCAAAAUGACGUGCAAGCAUGUAGUAUCUAACUAUGCCCCUCAUGCAUGUCCUCUGCCCCUACCAUUAUCAACUACAUAAGUGCCAGUCCUCUGCCCCUGCCAUUAUAACUACAUAAGAAAUGUCUUCUAAUUUUCACAAAUGUUCAUAUUUUUACUUGCUUGCUGUAUAUCCAACACCACCUUGCUUUUAAAUUACAAGUGUGUGUUUCCUUUUAAUGUCUUUAUCCUUGACGAAAGGCACAGUCAAGCAAUCCACACACACACGAUUUAUUGACAGCAAGAUUUAUGGAAAUGUGAACUGUGUUACAACUACUGUUGCUUGAAAAUGUAGAUGAGCCUCUUAUGCAUAUGCAAUAAUUUGGAGAGGAAAUUUCAGAAAUGUAAUAAUUCAAUCUCCAUCAAUUCAUAUACUAUUUAGGUGAAUUUGUCCUUGACUCCUAUACUCAGGGCUAAACUCUGUUAAUUUGAUUUUAAUCUAACUCCACUCUAAAUGUGUCUGCAUAAAUUCCUGUCUCAGAAGAAACUCCCUUAGAUGCCUAAAGACUUUGAGUCUCAAUGCAAAUGAAUAAUUCAUCUAAUGACAAUCUUACCAUCACAAACUUUGUUACUUAGAGUACUUUAUUUCCAGACUAUGUUUUGUUGUACAUUAUAAAUUAUUUUUAUAUGUAUUAUUUACUGCUGCUUCCUUAUACUGUUCCUUAUGUUAUAAUACAAUUAUUCCAAGACCCCAUGUCAAAAAUCUAUGUUUGCCUAACACGCUUCUUGGAAAAAAUAAUCAGUUAUCCCAUUUCUGAGAAAGUCCAGAUUCAGUUAAUUGAUAGUACAGUGCUUUACACCCCACUCACAAAUUAAACAUGCCAACUCAGAGGUUACUACACCUUCAGAUAAAAACAUGUUUACUGAAAUGAUUGGCUGAGAAGAUUCCUUCUUUAAUCUACAUUCCUUUAUUUCCCUGAAACCACAAUAACCAAAGAGUAUGGCUUUCUAAGAAGUGUGAAUGACAAAACUGCGUUUCAAAUAUUGUGGUCUUUAAAAAAUUGUACGUGUUUCCAUCUGUUUGUGUAGUCACAUUGUAAUGCAAAAUGAAUAAAGCUCUAAGUGACUGCCACUCUAGGAAGAACAAAUUCAGAAGAACCAUUAUAAAAUAAUUCAGAAGUGUAAGCAGUUGCAUUUAAUCUACUGUAUAUCACACCGUUUAGAGGGUUUUGUCAUUAAGAAGCAUUUGAAGCAGACAAGGCUUUCAAACAUGUUAGAAAAAAGCAAGCCUACAGAGUAUGAAGACUUUACACAAAAUAUUGCUACUCUAAACUAUUCCUUGCUGCUUCUACUACCAGUCUGUUCAAAUGCGUAGUCUCUUAGUACAGUUCACAACCCUUUUUUGUUGUUAAGGCAAAAGACCUACUCAUCCCUUAGACUUUGUUAGCUCUGUCUGUUCACAAGUUUAAACUCGAAAUGAUGCCUUCAGAUACAAGCGUUUGUAUGGAUACUUGUACCAGAUGUGGUUUUAUUGUGUACUUAUUUUAGUGGUUUUAUCUUGUCUGAUUAAAUGGGUUUUCUUUUCCUUAUUAAAUUAUUUUUGUGCUCUA
Molecule: messenger RNA, 9674 nt
Organism: Protopterus annectens (West African lungfish)
Lineage: Eukaryota; Metazoa; Chordata; Ceratodontiformes; Protopteridae
Gene: AP3B2
Product: adaptor related protein complex 3 subunit beta 2
Exons: 28
Coding region: 500-4009 (1169 amino acids)
Biological process (GO): anterograde synaptic vesicle transport; intracellular protein transport; vesicle-mediated transport
Cellular component (GO): AP-3 adaptor complex; membrane coat
Source: RefSeq, a predicted model, not a curated record